AUGGAUUCUAGUAAUCCAUUUAGUCAGACAUCCAAUUUUGUUGAUCUGUUGAACAGUCAACAAAAUACUGACUUUCCUGAAACCUAUCCGUAUGCAAGUUUUUCACAUGGAUCAUCACAACUCCCUAGGCAAACUUCAAGCUUCUGUGAAGUCUCAACGAUAGCGCGUAGAGAAAGAAAGAAAUGGACAGUCACUGAUGAUCUUGUGCUCAUUAGCGCAUGGCUAAACACGAGCAAAGACCCUGUGGUGGGCAAUGAGCAGAAAGCAUGUGCAUUCUGGCAGCGCAUUGCAGUGUACUUUGCAGCAAGUCCGAAGGUGGAAAGAGGUGAAACCCGAGAGGCCAUUCAGUGCAAGCAAAGGUGGCAGAAGAUGAAUGAUCUUGUGUGCAAGUUUUGUGGAGCUUAUGCGGCUGCAACAAGACAGAAAACAAGUUGCCAGAACGAGGCUGAUACUGUUAAACUUGCACACGGAAUCUUCUACAAUGAUCACAAGAUUAAAUUUAAUCUUCACCAUGCUUGGGAGGAGCUCAGAAAUGACCAGAAAUGGUGUGAAAUUGCUAGUUCCAAGAUUGAUGGAAGCGGAAAGAAGAGAAAGUACGACGAUGGUGCACAAUCUGAAAGCUCUCAAGCAACUUCCAAUCUCGGAGAUCAACCAACGAAUCGUCCUCCUGGUGUCAAGGCUGCGAAAGGAGCAUCUGGUAAGAGAAGUAUAGCGGAUCACCAGGCUGUCACUCACUUUCAGACCAUGUGUUCUAUUAAGGAGAAAGAUUUGGCGGUUAAGGAGAAAGAUUUGGCGGUUAAGGAGAAAGAUUUGGCGGUUAAGGAGAAAGAUUUGGCGGUUAAGGAGAAAGAUUUGGCGGUUAAGGAGAAAGAUUUGGCGGUUAAGGAGAAAGAUUUGGCGGUUAAGGAGAAAGAUUUGGCGGUUAAGGAGAAAGAUUUGGCGGUUAAGGAGAAAGAUUUGGCGGUUAAGGAGAAAGAUUUGGCGGUUAAGGAGAAAGAUUUGGCGGUUAAGGAGAAAGAUUUGGCGGUUAAGGAGAAAGAUUUGGCGGUUAAGGAGAAAGAUUUGGCGGUUAAGGAGAAAGAUUUGGCGGUUAAGGAGAGAGUUUCGAAGAUGUCUUUGCUUGACAGUCUCAUUUCCAAAAAAGAUUCACUUUCUGAAGCUGAAAAAGCUCUAAAGCAGAAGUUACUAACGGAGAUGCUUAGUAAUUAG
Molecule: messenger RNA, 1209 nt
Organism: Brassica oleracea var. oleracea
Lineage: Eukaryota; Viridiplantae; Streptophyta; Magnoliopsida; Brassicales; Brassicaceae
Product: glutathione S-transferase T3-like
Exons: 1
Coding region: 1-1209 (402 amino acids)
Source: RefSeq, a predicted model, not a curated record